This is a messenger RNA of Panicum hallii, 652 nucleotides long. RefSeq lists its product as uncharacterized. NCBI's taxonomy places the organism in Eukaryota, Viridiplantae, Streptophyta, Magnoliopsida, Poales, Poaceae. The transcript has 2 exons. The record is from RefSeq and is a predicted model, not a curated record. Bases 60 to 557 code for a protein of 165 amino acids.
UACUGCAACUGCAACACAAACGAAGAGUACUCUCGACGCGGCAGAGUCUGUCGAAGGAAAUGGAAUCUGCCGUGCAGCUGCGGCCGCGGUACGUCGUCUUCGACCUCUCGCCCGGCGCGGGCCUCCGGUGCUUCAGCCCUCCCGCUCCGGCCGUGGAGCACGACGGCGUCCCGCUUCGCACCGUGGCUCUGGGCCUGGAGGCGCUUCGCCGGACACGGCUUUCUCGCGCCGACGACCCAACCACCGCUCACCGGCCGGCGCAAAAAGUUAUUGCUGGCGACGAUCAUGCUCACAUCAGCAGUGACCCCGACACCGUGUCGGACGCGGGCACGUCGGGUGUUCAUCAGACUGCCGAGGAGUCCGACGACGAUGAGGAGGCGGGGAGCUUCGGUGAGCUCUUCUUCGAGGAGGGCUUUGCGAGGAAGGUUGGCGCGCUGGCUGAGCUGGUGGGGAUGAAGGGCGCCUACAAGCCUGCGGCUGUGCUGGGUGAAGUUGUCAGGCUGCUCCAGGCCACCGGUAGGAGGGAGGGUUGCGUUCGUGCAAGGACGGCCGUUUGAUCUAUUUCGGACAGUGCCUAUACACAGUGCGCAAUAUAAAUAGUUUUUUCUUUUGCUUCUCGACAUUGAUAAUAUAAUCUGGAGUGUCUGCUAAA